Loa loa (African eye worm) is the source of this 318-nucleotide messenger RNA. RefSeq lists its product as hypothetical. The transcript has 2 exons. The record is from RefSeq and is a predicted model, not a curated record. NCBI's taxonomy places the organism in Eukaryota, Metazoa, Nematoda, Chromadorea, Rhabditida, Onchocercidae. The coding region runs from base 1 to 318 and encodes 105 amino acids.
AUGUUAGCACCAAUAGUGAUGGAUCGUAAUAUGACACCAUUAUUACCACCUGAUGAAGAUAUCAUCGAAUUACUGCGUAGUACCGAUUUUGAUGUUCGCUUGCAGACAUUAAGUCGUUUGACAAUAUGGGUGAAACAUAAUCCACAAUGGUUCAUAAAAUUUGCUAAAAAGGGUGAUUUAUUUAAUCAAUUCGAACAACUUUUAAUGGAUGAUCGUUGGGAGGUGCAACAUCAAUGCAUUAAAUUUCUGCAUGAUGCAUUACCUACUUUUGGAAAUGCAAGUUACACUUUUUUCAAUAAUAAAUUUAAAUGUAGGUAA